Protobothrops mucrosquamatus (brown spotted pit viper) is the source of this 1137-nucleotide messenger RNA. Its product is annotated as ubiquitin-associated protein 2-like. Gene Ontology annotation, cellular component: nucleus; cytoplasm. The annotation marks the transcript as partial. Gene Ontology annotation, molecular function: protein binding. Lineage: Eukaryota; Metazoa; Chordata; Lepidosauria; Squamata; Viperidae. The record is from RefSeq and is a predicted model, not a curated record. The transcript has 10 exons.
UACUGUAUAUGAUGACUUCGGUGGGCAGUGAACGUACUCGGGGCACUCGAGAAAAAACACAGAUUCCAGCCACGCAACUGACACAACCCCAGAAACCAGUAGUCCAGGCCACAGCCGAGCAGAUUCGCCUGGCCCAAAUGAUAUAUGAUAAGAACGACAGAGACUUUGAGGAUAAAGUGAAACAAUUGAUGGAAGUGACUGGGAAGAAUCAGGAUGACUGCAUCGUAGCUCUGCACGAUUGUAAUGGUGACGUGAACAGAGCAAUCAACCUCUUGCUGGAAGGAAGCUCAGAUACAGUAAGUGCUCAAUUUAGAGUCUUUGAUUACAAUACGGACUGGCCCCACAAUACUAAUCUACUGGGACAAACUCAGUUUCACGAUGCCUUUAUUUUCUGCAACGAAGACUUCAUCCGAGGAAGAAGCCAGAGGACACAAUCUCUGUGCUUUUCCCUGAGAUUUGGACGAGCCAGAGGAAGAGGAACUGGGAGAUUUUCAGCCCAAGGCAUGGGGACAUUUAACCCUGCAGAUUACACUGAUUCCUCUGGCGCCGAUGGCUUUGGAGCAAAACAGGAGUCUUGGGAACUGGGAGAAAACGAUGCAGCUGAUGGAAAAGGAACAUGGAAGAAUUCGGUAGAAGAAUGGACGGCCGAAGACUGGAACGAAGACCUUUCAGAAACAAAGGUCUUCACGGCUUCAUCAGUUCCAGCUGAGAACCACGUCGUUUCUGGCCAAAGCAUUGACCUGGUGACGCUGCUCCAGAAUCCUGGUGGCCCGAAUCAAGACCUGGAGGCCACCUCCUUUGAUGCUUCUCAGCAGCAGAACUUUGGCCAGGCGCUCAUCUUCACCAAUUCCCAGCACAAUCCUCAAAUGGCCUUGGGAACAAGCAAUCCAAGCACUGUGAACACUUACUCUGCACAAAGCCUGUCUUCAGUGCUCAGUUCUGGAAUCAGAGAACUCAGCUCUUCAAAGUUAGCCAACUCCACUGGUUCUCAGAUUUUGGAGCCUCUGAAAUCUCCAGGUUUGGGCCAGUUCGCCUCACAGGGUCCUCUCAACACAACCUCUCCAGUGUCCACAACGCCAACCUCAUCCUGGGAUGUCAAACCUUCGACUUCACAGCCGUCGAUCCUCAGCCAUUUUG